Chondrus crispus (carragheen) is the source of this 1787-nucleotide messenger RNA. RefSeq lists its product as hypothetical. The transcript has 2 exons. Bases 1 to 1749 code for a protein of 582 amino acids. The record is from RefSeq and is a predicted model, not a curated record. Lineage: Eukaryota; Rhodophyta; Florideophyceae; Gigartinales; Gigartinaceae. Gene Ontology annotation, molecular function: single-stranded DNA binding. Gene Ontology annotation, cellular component: RNA polymerase III complex.
AUGAAUGAAGAAGCCCUGGCUUGUUCAAUGGUUCGCAGUCAAUUCGGCGAGGCAACAGCUGAAACUCUACGGAUACUGCUUGCAUCACCAGGCUCUUCAUUUGCUCAGAUUAUUGCAAAGGCGACCCCGCUUAUCGAGACCCUCGCAAAUGCAGACACAAAAACCUCCGGUCCUCAAACAUGCCACGCUCUAAUCCGAGACAGUUUGGCCGUGCUUCUUCAACAUGGCAUAGCGUAUGCCGUCGAGCGCUUUAACGGCCCAAAGGAGGAAGCAAGUACUAACGGAGAUCGCUCUGAAAAAGAAGACCAAAUCGAUGUAGAACGCCACAGAAAACGGUCUCGAACCCUAACGCAUUCUGCAUAUUACGCGCGAGGAGAGUAUGCCUUGUUCCGUUCAAGGCUUCCUCUGUAUCUAGGCUUCGCUCGCCGACGGUACGGGGACGUUGGAGAGACCGCUGUUCGUGCUUUCUUUGAAAGAGGGCGACUAACUUCUCAUCAACUCUUUUCGUCUGUCCUAACAUCCGUGUUGAUCGACUUGGACAUCACGGAGAGUGACGCCGAAGCCUGUCUCAACGAUAUGGCCAAGUCUGGUAUAAUGCGCUGGCAUGGACGGCGCGAUAUGAACGGGCCAUUAAACGGCAAUUCUCCAGAAGCUGACGAAUCGAGUAGAAAUGACUACAUCUCAAAUCAAAAAGAUAUGAACGGAAAACGAUCGCGGCCCUCUGAGUCUGAUGAUGAGUCUGAUGACGAUGAACCCAUGCUCCAAGGUUCAGGAAGUCAAUCAGGAGCUGAGGAAAGGGAAUGCAUCAGGAUUGGCAGAUGUCAUCACAGCAUUGUAGUUGGCGCCCCAUCAAGGAAAAAUGACAUGGACGUGUGGAAUAUUUGCUUUUGGCAUCUCAACAGAGAAUUCCGAAAUGAAUGUUGCGCCAUUGUUGUCCAGGGCCGAGUCCAAAAUCACGUCGCUGUUGGCAUUUUGAGAGCGGGUUUGCGCAUGGCACUUGAAGAAGAAGAUUGCCAAGCUCCUUCCGAUGACUUCGAAACUGCAGAAAUUGAAGUCGCAACGAUUGAAGAGCAAUUAAAAGAGGAUGGCGCUGUGGGGAAUCACGAUUUUUGGGAAGCUCUACAAUUGUUGAUGGAGCAAACCCCGACGUUUGUGGUGGGCAUUCCAGAGAAAUCUCCGACUUCACUGCGCUUUAUAACCGGUAGACUUGUUUCUGAUGCACGGCAAAAGACCCUUGAGGACCUCAUUCUUAGCCGAUAUGGAGCAGUAGGAAGACGGGUCUUCCGUGCGCUCGCUGUUGAUGGAGGCAUGGAAGAUAAGGCAGUUGCGGAGAAGUGCAUGUUGCCGUUGAAGGUGGCGCGAGAGCAUCUUUUCCGAAUGUAUCAGGAUCGUAUAUUGGUCAUGCAGGAGGUACCCCGCUCUCACGACCAACAGCGGGCGAGCAAUUGGUACUAUCUCUGGAAAGUGAACGCAAUGGGUGUGUAUCGAAGCAUGACGGCAUUAAUGUAUAAGACGGUAUUGAACCUGUUCCUUCGUCUGGAAAGCCUAGAAGCAACAAAGUCGACUGCACGUGGUGCCGACCAAAAGCAACUUCGGCUUCAGAAAGAACUCCUUAUGGGCAGCAUUGUGCGGAUGGACCAAUGCAUCAUGGUGAUGCGCGACUUUGGACCUAUUACUGCGCAGUACUUACCAGCGCGGUAUAGAAUAAUAGAUGGCCCUCUCGCAAAGCCCAAGAAGAGAAGAGGGUAGAGUCACGAAUUCACAGUCGUAGUCACACACAACGUCAU